Sclerotinia borealis F-4128 is the source of this 2805-nucleotide messenger RNA. NCBI's taxonomy places the organism in Eukaryota, Fungi, Ascomycota, Leotiomycetes, Helotiales, Sclerotiniaceae. The record is from the annotation of a GenBank genome assembly.
AUGGCUCCAUCUCUUACAAGUUCGGCCAACUUCCUUCGGCCAAAGACAAGAGAUCGUGAAGAUCGCCCCAGUACUCGUGAAAACAACCAGGAUCACAACCUCAUGAUUCCCAGCCGAACUUCCUCUCUUCACUCAAGAAUCACACAACCAAUUCCUUCUACACUGAGUGCCAAACCUCAAGCACGAACACCAAAGACCCUGACUCAUGCCUAUAUGGUAUGUGGCGUUGGCCGAGAACCAGCACAAUGGGUAAAGGCACCAGCUCCAGCGCAAGGAAAGAUUCAACACAUGAAAGGUGCUGUUGGUCAAUUUUGGCUUCCUGAGAUUCUAGGUAGUAGCCCUAGACUCGAGCAAGAUAAUGAAAUCGCCAGAGCUCUUCACUCUGCAAUGAGGGCAUGUUUCCCCCACGAUGUCGAAAUCUGCACAGGUCGCAGUCAACCUCAUUGUGUUCACCAUUCCUUCGUCCUCCAACAAGAUUCAUCCCAUACUUUAUAUGGUAUCGCAUUACGAGUUUGGUCCCGAGCAGAUGAGAAGCGUGCAGAGACAAUUCGCGACUUGAGACGAAGAACCGAAUCGGACUUCUACGACUCUCCAGAUGAGACUUACUGGAUUCCAUACUGCUUGUCUUUCCUCUCCAGGUACCCAUUGUACAAUUUGCUGGGAGACUACCUCAGAGGAAUGUGGAUUCACUGGAACAAAGCUACCAAUCUUUUUCAUGCUGAAGAGGUCUCGAGAAUAUUGAGCUUCCCCGCUCCCAGACUCAAUGAUCUCGUCCGUAUCGACAUGAAGGAUUACGCACUUUGUUAUCAAUUCCCAUCUUCUCCAACAGGCUUCCAAAACUUCGCCAUGUGGCCAUUGUUCUCCUGCUUGUCUAUCCCUAACAUUGUAGGAGUAAUCGAGGCAGCUUUAUCGCCCACCCGCCGCAUUAUCUUCGUUUCUCAUUACCCUGCCAUGCUCACCGUGGCUUCCGAGACGAUUCGAUAUUUCGUUCGAGUUUAUGAAUGGAGCGGUCUUUAUGUUCCUGUUGUUCAUGCCAGACACGCCCAAGAACUUGUUCAGGAACCUGGACCAUACAUUCUCGGAAUCACUGCGGAAUGUCGAUCUCUGUUCACCGCGCCCACAGAUGCCUUGAUUGUGGAUUUGGAUCGCAACUUCGUCCUUACAUCCAGCCCACCAACUGCUUUGAAUGUUGGUCAACGUACGAAAAUGGUCAACCGUAUCACUCAAGCUCUCAACGGUGACGUAACACCUUCUGGUGUGCCACAACAUCUUCGUUCAGCUUACGGUGGUGGUAAAUUGAUUCCAGCUGGUCAAAUCAUCGUCAUGCGCGGAGAAGUUGAGUCUAUCCAGAACCCAGAAUGGUGGAACCAGGAUGCUACCAUGGCUGUGAUGGAUCAUGUUUGUGAGAAGAUGGGACGAAACACCGGAAUCAAGGCUGUUUUUGGAGGAGCACAGAAGAAACCUCUCAUGACCAAGGUUUCCAUGAGACAUCUGAACGAAAUCGUACGCGAGAGAAAUCAAUACUCUAGAGAUGCGCUUGAGGCAUGGCAAGACUUCAUCAACCUCAAGGGUCGCAUGGAUACUGAAAUCGGCAAAGUUUCGAAGAGAAACAACUUCUUGGUCGAGGAACUUGAAAGCUGGAAACAACAAUUCCUCAAGUUCCAAGCAUUUGCUGAGCAACUUACCAAGGAGACUCAAGACCUCAAGGUCAAGAUCGAAACCCACAAACGAGAGAAUAGACGUCUCACUGGGCUCAUCGACCAACAGAAAGACGAUGCAGUUCGUGUCAACACUCGCCUUGCUGGUACAGAGAAGCAGCGUGAUGAUGCUCUCGAGGCACUUGUUCUCCAACAAGAAAUUGCUGAAGAACUCGAGCGUGAACGUAAACGCAACAAGAAAGAACUUUCGGAGCUUCAGCGCACCAACUCCACCCUUCUCCGACAACGGGACGAGGCGCAACGUGUUGUGUUGCAUCUCCGCAGUCUUAUCGGUGGCCAAUCUCACCACUUGGAGCACUUGGUCCGUACCAUUCAGAAGAGUCCAGAUAUGAGUGAGUAUCUUGAUGCAGAGUUCGACCAAGAGGAAGGAGAGAACAUGGGCGAAAUCGCAGAGGAAAGUAAGGCUGAGGAUAAGAGGUCUUCGUCACGAGGACCUUCUGAGCGUGGAUCGUCUCGUGGAUCUUCUCGUACGCCGUCUCGUUCACAAAGACUCAGCCCGUCUGGCGAUGAUAUGAGUUCUGAAAUGGAGGCAAGAUUGGUUGGUAGUGUGCGAAAUAGCAAGCGUUACAGUGCUAUCAGCAUUGCGGAUGUCGCCGAUCGUCAUCUUCGGGACAAAACCGAUGCCAUCGCUCACAUCAUUCGAAACAUCAGUGAUCAAUGCGCAGCGGCUGUAGAGGGUCUCAUGAUGGCGCAUGAUGCUGAUGCCGAAGCGGAGGAACUUGUUAUGAGAGAGAAGCAGAGAAGAAAUCGCGAAAGCAAUCUUUCAACCAUGACCAGUGAUGGCGAACAAUCGGGCGAAGACAGCAUGCUUCACCCAAGCGGGCGCUCUUCCAGCAUUCCUCCAACUCCAGAUCUCAUCCACAGAUCCAGCACAGCCAUGUCUGUCGCUAGCUCCGUUACUACACCCGAAAGAGUAAGCCAGCAAUACCAUGUCAGAGACGACCUCCCAACCAAAAUCAUCGAAGAUAGUGAUGAAGAACUCGGCGGUAGAAGUGACGCAGGAAGUAUGCGCCACAGCCUGAUUGGAAAGCCAGCAUUGCUCCACAGACCUGCGGGUGCUCGAAUCAGUGCUCUGGGUGGUCAUUAG